UCUUUCUUUAUCUCCAAGAAAUUCACUUCUGGUUUUGUUGAGUUUCUUAAUUACUACAUAUAUCCCAACCCCAAAAAGACUCAUUAUUAUCGUUUUCUAAUCUCACAUUGCAUAAUUUCGUGUUCUGGGUUUUCUUGGGUCGCCGUCAAGCUUGGGUUAGUCGCUGCUUAAUUACGACGAUGGGUGGAAGUGAAGGCGGCGGCACACCUUGUGAUCCACAAGCUGCCGCCCCGUUUCUGACAAAAACAUAUGAACUGGUCGAGGAUCCAUCGACAGACCUCGUUGUUUCUUGGAGCCAGAGCGGCCUCAGUUUCAUCGUCUGGAACCCUCCCCUGUUUUGCUCCGAUUUGCUCCCCGCCUACUUCAAGCACAACAACUUCUCCAGCUUCAUCAGACAGCUCAACACAUACGGGUUUAGAAAGAUUGUUCCGGAAAGGUGGGAGUUUGCGAAUGAAGAGUUCGUGAGAGGACAGAGAGAUCUGUUGAAGAACAUGCGCAGGCGGAAGCCGGUCCACAGCCACUCGUCCUCCUCCUGUUUCGAACGACGGGUGUUCGAGGAGGAGAUUGAUAGGCUGAGGAACGAAAACAGACUUCUCCGGGAAGAAGUGGGCAGACAUGAAAAAGAGAAUCAAGAACACAGAUUUGAGUUCUUCAGUUUACAGCAUCGGAUGCAGGGGAUUGACAGGAGACAGAGGCGAUUGGUGGCCUUUCUUGGUCAAUUGUGGCUGAGACCAGAGCUUCUGUUAUCUUCUUCCCAUUGGUUAAACUUUCAUAACCGGAAGAAGCCGAGGUUGUCGUCCCCGCUUCCCGCCGCCAUGUUGCAUAAGGAAGAAGAGGAAGAAGAAGAAGAAACCCGUUUCUUGAGUUCACUGCAGAAGGAGUUGGAAUCUUCGGUUGAUUAUAAUUGCGAGAGUGGUUUGAUGUUGAGGAGUGGAAUCUCGUAUGAGAUCUCGAGUGGAGAGGGGAAUUGCGAUGGGGUUUGCGAAUCCCGGACGCCAUCAUCGCCUUCGAGUUUCAUUGUGGAUGUAGAAACUGCCGGAGAGAAGGGAAGCCCCGAUGCCGGUGAUAAUAACGGAGUGGAAAUUGAGGGCGGCUCUUUGGCGUCUGUGGCGGGUAAUAAUGGAGGGAACGAUGUGUUCUGGCAGCAGUUCCUGACGGAGACGCCGGGAGAGAGUGAUCAGCAGGGGGUUGAGCCCGGAGCGGAAGAGACUUGCGGCGGCGGCGGAUUGGCGGUGAACGGUGCGAGGCGUUUGCUUCAGCAGAACUGUCUGGAUUCCCGAAUAGACCCUCACGCUUGCAUUAAACUUCUGGAAUCCUUUACCGAGUCCAAGUCGCUUUCACAAGGCAAAGCAAUCCUUCUUGACAAGCUCACCCGUUUCUAUAUCUCAUGCCGCAGGCUCGAGCUCGCUCGGCGGGUUUUUUAUUCGAUUCCGAGCACUGACAGAAGAAAUAAGUCCAUCUUAUGGAACCAAAUGAUCAGAGCGUAUGCCUGGGAUGGGCCGUUUGAGAGAGCGGUUGAGAUGUACUACGAGAUGAAGAAUUAUGGGGUCACACCCACUAAAUACACGUACCCUUUUGUGUUAAAGGCUUGCUCUGCCCUUCAAGAUCUGGAAAACGGGAAGGUGGUUCAUGAAGACGUGGAAAGACACGGUCUUGGAAAUGACGUUUAUGUUCGCACUGCUUUGGUUGAUUUUUACGUGAAGUGCGGGUGUUUGGCUGAUGCACGAGAGGUGUUCGAUGGAAUGACUGAGAGAGAUACUGUGGCGUGGAAUGCAUUGAUUGCUGGAUUUUCUUCCCAUGGUUUGUAUGGGGAGAUGGCGAACUUGGUUAUGGAAAUGCAGAAAAGUGGGGUGCAUGCCAAUCCUUCAACUAUGGUAGCCAUGCUGCCGGCAAUUGGGGAGGCAAACAAGCUGAGAGAAGGGAAGAGUGUUCAUGGGAGUUGCAUAAGAAUGGGUUUUGUUGGCUGUGUAGUCCUUGAUACUGCGAUAUUGGACGUUUAUGGAAAAUGUAAGCAGUUGGAUUACGCGAAGAGGAUUUUUAUUGCAAUGAACUCAAAAAAUGAAGUCACAUGGAGUGCUAUGAUUGGGGCAUGCGUAACAUGUGAUUCUGCACUAAAGGGGUUGGAACUCUUUGGGACAAUGAGGCUGGAACAGAACUUCAACCUUUCUUCUUCCAUGCUUGCAAUACUAAUCCGAGCUUGUGCUAAGUUAAUUGAUCUGCGUAGAGGGAAACAGAUACACGCUCAAAUCAUUAAGAUGGGAUCUUUUCUGGACCUGAUGGUGAGCAACACGCUUCUUUCUAUGUAUGCAAAGUGUGGGAGGAUAGAUGAAGCCAUGAGGUUAUUUGAGGAGAUGAAUUUCACAGACUCGGUCUCCUAUAGUGCUAUAAUUUCAGGGUCAGGGCAGAAUGGUAAUGCAGAAGAAGCUCUACAUAUUUUUAAACAAAUGCAAUGUUCUUGUGUUGAGCCAGAUUACUCAACCAUGAUGGGAUUUUUCCCAGCUUGUUCACAGUUGGCUGCGCUGCAGCACGGAGUUUGUGGCCAUGGUUUCUCCAUUGUCAAAGGAUACACAACAGAUAUUUCAAUUUGCAAUGCACUGAUUGACAUGUACUCGAAGUGUGGUAAGGUUGAAGCCGCUAGGCUUGUUUUUGAUAGAAUGCGUACCAGAGAUGUGGUAUCUUGGAACACGAUGAUUUCCGGUUAUGGACUUCAUGGUCGCGGAAGAGAAGCAAUAUCAAUGUUCAAUGAUAUGUUGACUGUUGGUCAACAACCAGAUGGCAUAACCUUCAUCAGUCUCUUCUUUGCUUGCAGCCACUCAGGUCUUGUCACUGAAGGGAAGCAUUGGUUCCAUACCAUGUGUCAGGAAUUUAAGGUUGCUGCAAAGAUGGACCACUAUCUAUGCAUGGUGGAUCUUCUUGGGCGUGCUGGUCUUUUGGACGAGGCGUACAGUUUAAUCAAAGCAAUGCCGUUCGAGCCAGAUGCUCGGAUAUGGAGUGCUUUGCUUGCUGCCUGUAGAACUCAUAGAAAUAUUGAACUGGCAGAAGAUGUUUCAAAUAAGAUCCAUACCAUAGGGCCUGAGAGUCCUGGUGAUUUUGUUCUUUUAUCGAAUUUAUAUAGUACUGCAGAGAGAUGGGAUGAUGCUGCUCAUAUAAGAAUUGUACAGAAGGAUUCUGGCUUUAAGAAGAACCCCGGGUGUAGUUGGGUUGAAGUAAACGGAAUUGUCCACGCAUUCGUUGGAGGGGAUCAAUCUCACCCACAAUCGGUCAGAAUCAAUGAGAAACUAAAUGAACUAUCUUUGGAGAUGAAGAGAUCCGGAGAAUAUCUCCUGGCACAAAGAAGGACCAUAAACAAGAUGAGCAGCUGGCAUGGCGACAACCCUUUUGACUAUCUCCCUCCUCAGAGUCAGAGAUAUUGGCAGAGAAAUGAUUUGGGAAGCUUUAUCCAGGGUCCACCUAGUUCGUAUGCCCGAACCAGAAUGCAAACUGGUUUUCGUCAAUCUCAUCUUCUAGAAGAACCGAUUGACCGAUACAACAGGAACCAGAUGCAACCUGGGUUCCCUCACUCUCGUCCGCUAGAAGAGCCUACUGAUCAGUACAACAGGAGCAGAGUGCAACCUGGAUUUCCUCAAUCUUCUCCUCCAGAAGAGCCUGCUGAUCUGUACAACAGGAGCAGAGUUCUACAUGGGUUUCCUCACUCACGCUUGUCAGAAGAGGCUAGUGAUUGGUACAACAGGAAUAGAAUACAACCAGGAUUUCUAUCUUCAGAAGAGCCUCCACCUCCAUCCUUCCAGAGCAGCCAGAAUCCAGGCUUUCAGCGUUCCAGGUUGCCGUCUAAUUCAAGGAGACUGAUAGGAGGAGCGCUUUUCGGAUUCACCACCGACACCACAUUGCCAACCCGAGUUACAGUUUACGAAGAAGUCGUGCGAGGAAAUGGUUUUCCAACUCAACCACAACCAGGCCGUUCUUCUAUUCCAAGGCACAUGCAGCACCAUCGCAACCAUCAAUCCCCUGGAGACGAGUCCAAGUUAACCAUAGAUGAGCAGAACAAGGUGCUGUCCAAACUCAGGAAGGAGAAGUACAAUCCAGCCACCCCAAAGCAGAGGGAGGUGGAGGAGGAGGAGGAGGAGGGGAAGAGGUGUUCCGUUUGCCUGGAAGAUUUUGAGGCCAGGGAGGAGGUGACCGUUACCCCUUGCCGCCACAUGUUUCACGACGAAUGCAUUGUCCCCUGGGUGACUAAGGAAGGGUCUUGCCCUGUUUGUCGGUCCGCGCUUCUUGAGAGGAAGAAGUCUAAUGUGGGCCCUCCGGCGGUUGACCGAGAUUUGCUCGAGUUCGUGAGGGCACUUGCCUUAGACGAUGACGAUGAUGUUCGCUAUCAGAAUAUGAUACCUCUUUUCCUGCUGGGAAGAUGAUUGAAGCCUGGUGAUGAGAAGCUGAUCAUAAGAGUUUCACAGUUAAGAUUUAUGUUGUGUGAUACUUAUGAAAAAUAUAUACUACUCCAUACG
Molecule: messenger RNA, 4499 nt
Organism: Cuscuta campestris
Lineage: Eukaryota; Viridiplantae; Streptophyta; Magnoliopsida; Solanales; Convolvulaceae
Source: the annotation of a GenBank genome assembly